Melopsittacus undulatus (budgerigar) is the source of this 2932-nucleotide messenger RNA. It is a transcript of the gene JAZF1, whose product is annotated as JAZF zinc finger 1. Gene Ontology annotation, cellular component: nucleus. The coding region runs from base 107 to 838 and encodes 243 amino acids. Lineage: Eukaryota; Metazoa; Chordata; Aves; Psittaciformes; Psittaculidae. The record is from RefSeq and is a predicted model, not a curated record. The transcript has 5 exons.
CCCAUCUCUCGCUCCGUCCCGUUCCCCCCUUGCCCCCGCCUUUCCCCGCCCUGCCGCCGCCGGCCCUGGGAGAGCAGGCACCGCAGGGGGAUCUCGAUGUAACACCAUGACAGGCAUCGCCGCCGCCUCCUUCUUCUCCAACGCCUGCAGGUUCGGGGGCUGCGGGCUCCACUUCCCAACCCUGGCAGAGCUCAUCGAGCACAUUGAGGACAACCACAUCGAUACAGACCCACGUGUAUUAGAGAAACAAGAACUUCAGCAGCCAACCUAUGUUGCUCUAAGUUACAUUAACAGAUUUAUGACUGAUGCAGCUCGACGUGAGCAGGAGUCUUUGAAGAAAAAGAUUCAGCCGAAACUCUCUUUGACUUUGUCAAGCACAGUGUCCCGUGGGAAUGUAUCUACUCCACCUCGCCACAGCAGUGGAAGCCUUACUCCUCCAGUCACCCCUCCAAUUACUCCCUCCUCUUCAUUUCGCAGUAGUACUCCCACAGGUAGUGAAUAUGAUGAAGAGGAAGUAGACUAUGAAGAAUCAGACAGUGAUGAGUCCUGGACUACAGAAAGUGCUAUCAGCUCUGAAGCUAUCCUUAGUUCAAUGUGCAUGAAUGGAGGGGAUGAGAAACCUUUUGCCUGUCCUGUUCCUGGAUGUAAAAAAAGAUACAAGAAUGUGAAUGGUAUAAAGUAUCAUGCCAAGAAUGGCCACAGAACGCAAAUCCGCGUACGUAAACCAUUCAAAUGUCGCUGCGGAAAGAGUUACAAGACAGCUCAGGGCCUGCGGCACCACACAAUCAAUUUCCAUCCCCCCGUGUCUGCUGAGAUUAUCAGGAAGAUGCAGCAAUAACAUGCUGGUCACAAACGUGCCAAGAAACCCUCACCAGCAGUUGCUGAUUUUGAGAACAGCCACCUUUUUCAGGGGAAGCAUUCAGCAACCCUUUCAAAAACAAAAAUUAAAUGCAUGCUUUAAAAUUUUCUGUAAUUUUGGAAUGAUGUAUCUUUGUAGAGUUAAUGAUUUUGUACAUUUGCACAUGUAAUCAUCAUACCCAUGUUCAUUACUUUGAGAUAAGGUGCUAUCAAAGCUAGAGGUUCUCCAGAACACUUUUCUCCAAAACAAAGCCCAGAGGAAGGGGGGUGGGUUGCCUAUUGAGUUGUCCUGCAGUGGGAAUCGGUGCAAGAGGAGGCGAGGGGAUCUUGCCAUUGGCACCCGUUGGAGAUGAUUGUACCGUGACAGAGACUUCCAAUGCGUGCAAAACCAAACUGACACCACCCGCAUCAGACUAGCGCUAACAUGCCUUACGUAACAGAGCUAGCGUGGAGUAGCAAGUCUUUUAGGUAACGGGAAUAUAAAUAAGAAAGAAUGUUUAACAUAAUAUGCUAAAAAUAUUUUCAUACUUAAAUAACAUACAUACGAAGGUGUGCUUGCUGUAUUUUGUAUUAUCUUGCAAAUCUCUUUUCUUUUCUCCCUCUUGAAGUGCGGACACCCUUUGCCAUUCCAACUAGUAAACAAUCACUUUAGCAUUAGAAAUUGCUCCUUUUCUUUUGUCCAAGAUUCAUCUUACGUUCACGCCCAUCCAACUUUUGAGGACCAAUAUCCCAGUCCAAGGAAAUAUCCCUGAACUAUCUAUUAGAAAGACACUUGGAAAUACUUAAGUGCAAAUUUAUGUGUGUGUGAGAAACAAUUAUCUUCAUCGCAGAUGAAGUUUUAAAGCACUUUGUAGUUCUCUAUUGCCAACAGAUUUAAUGUUUUAUGUGUUGCCAAUUCUUGCAACUACUGUACGAGCAUGUGCCUGUGGUUGCAAAUAAAAAUUACAAAGCCUACGCCUGGUUUAAGGAGGUCCAUUACUUGUGCAAGGGAGUUCCUAAAGCCGCUCCCUCAUGCUCAUUGUAUUUGAGAUUUUCUUUGUGUGUUUUUUUUGCUUCUCAUCAUAGAUCGCUGCAUUCCCGUUGGAAGUGUCUGUUUAGCUUUACUGUUAUUUUGCUGAACUAUGACAUAUGAGCCUUACUGAAAGAUUAAGUGCUUCUUGCAGCAGGUGGUCAGAGACUGACUUAAAACAAAAGUGAGCGUUUCGUGUCUGGACCACACCUGAGCGCAUGCUGCUCACCAGCCUGCCCCCAGCAUUCCGCUCUCACACACAUGGUUCCUGCCAUGGAGCUGCCCCAGAGCUGAGGUGGGCAUCCCCCAGCAUGGAACAGGCAUUAACCACAGGAAUUGCCUUUGCCCAGUUCCCAUUAAGUGAAAACACAAGCUCAGAUGAAGGAGGAAUGAGCUCUCCCUCCAUUCUUUCCCAAAGUCAAAUGAAAACUCUUUCAGGAUGACAAUUACCUGUGCUCCUGCAGAGUAAAAGUCUCAUUAAAACACUUUGGCAUCAGCGUAAUGCCCAAGCAUGUGGAACACCCUAACUGAAACAGAGCAUCACUUUGUCAAACCCUGGAGAGGUGAUUGUGGUUGCAUCGUGCAGGGCUAUGAGACACAUUCAAGGGGUGAUCCAGACACGUGAAGCCCUGGGCAGCUGCUUCUACCUUAUGCAGCUCUGGCCAACAGCUCAGCCUCAGCUCUGCUCCUGGCGCAAGAAACCACAGGCUGGGUAAGUUCCUCCAACAGCUGAACAGUCGUAAAAUGUCCUUGUUGCAUGUAAAUUCCUUUCGACUAUAAAAUGAAAUUCCAGUUUCUAUUUACCUACUCAUUGUGACAGUAUUAUUAAACAGGUAAAGAUGGGACUAUUUUGUUAUACUGUGUAUAGUGAAUGUAUUGUACCGUGUCUGUGAAAAGUGUGCUUUAAAUUAUAUUUUCAUAUGUUUUGUUGGGGACAAAGUACUUUAAGUUUGAAAGUGACAGAGGUUUGUUUUAGAACUGAAGGCAACUUAAAGAAUUCCUGUCAGGAAAGCUGCUUAUAAAUGUAAAUCAAAUCACAUUUAAAAUAAACUGCCUCUGACCUAA